Schistocerca piceifrons (Central American locust) is the source of this 2600-nucleotide messenger RNA. It is a transcript of the gene ttv, whose product is annotated as exostosin-1. The transcript is spliced from 6 exons. Gene Ontology annotation, cellular component: membrane. The record is from RefSeq and is a predicted model, not a curated record. The coding region runs from base 1 to 1335 and encodes 444 amino acids. Gene Ontology annotation, molecular function: glycosyltransferase activity. NCBI's taxonomy places the organism in Eukaryota, Metazoa, Arthropoda, Insecta, Orthoptera, Acrididae.
AUGUGGGCUGUGGUGUGUGUGGGCAGGUACGACUACGAGGUGCUGCUGCAGAACUCUACGUUCUGCCUGGUGCCGCGCGGCCGCCGCCUGGGGUCGUUCCGCUUCCUGGAGGCGCUGCGCGCCGGCUGCGUGCCCGUGCUGCUCUCCAACGGCUGGGCGCUGCCCUUCGCGCAGGUCAUCGACUGGCACCAGGCCGUCGUCUGGGCCGACGAGCGCCUCCUGCUGCAGGUUCCGGACAUAGUUCGGUCAGUGCCCGCGACGAAGGUGCUGGCGCUGCGGCAACAGACUCAGGUGCUGUGGGAGCGCUACUUCUCCUCCAUCGAGAAGAUCGUCUUCACCACCCUCGAGAUCAUCCGGGAGCGGCUGCCGCGGCAGCCGUCGCGCGAGGGCUUCGCGUGGAACGCGAGCCCCGGCGCGCUGGUGACGCUGCCCGGCUUCUCGGACUCGUGGCGCCGCUACCCGUUCCACCUGCCACGGCUGGGCGCGCGCCCCGGCGCCACCUUCACCGCCGUCGUCUACUCGCAGCUCGGCGCCGCCGCCCUCGCCUCCAGCGCCGCCCCGCUGCACCGCCUGCUGCGCAACGUCGCCCGCAGCGCGCACGUCGCCAGGAUCGUGGUGGUGUGGGCGCACGAGCGCGCGCCGCCCGGCCGUUCGCGCUGGCCCUCUCUGGGCCACGUGCCGCUGACGGUGCUCUCGCAGCCGCAGGGCCAGGGCCAGGGGCCGGCGGGCAUCGGGCGCCGCUUCCAGCCGCACCCGCUGCUGCAGUCGGACGCCGUCCUCUCGCUCGACGAGGACUGCCUGCUCACCACCGACGAGGUCGACUUCGCCUUCGCCGUCUGGCAAGCCUUCCCCGACCGCAUCGUCGGCUACCCCGCGCGCUCGCACUACUGGGACGACGCCAAGGGCACCUGGGGCUACACGUCCAAGUGGACCAACGACUACUCGAUCGUGCUGACGGGCGCGGCGUUCUACCACCGCUACUACAACUAUCUGUACACGUACUGGCUGAGCCCGCUGCUGCACAAGACGGUGGAGCAGUCGCAGAACUGCGAGGACAUCCUCAUGAACUUCCUCGUGUCGCACGUGACGCGCCGGCCGCCCAUCAAAGUGACGCAGCGCAAGCAGUACAAGGAGCAACCGCCGGGCGGAGUCAGGUCCCCAUGGAACGAUCCAGAUCACUUCAUUCAGCGCCAGACUUGCCUCAACACCUUUGCAGCUGUUUUUGGUUACAUGCCUCUUCUGCGUUCCAACAUGAGGCUCGAUCCAGUGUUGUUCAAAGACCCCGUCUCAAACAUGCGUAAGAAGUACCGCCAGAUUGAAUUGGUAGGCAGCUAGUAUCAUCUGACAGUUAAAGUCACAGUGGUUCCUCACAUUUAUUUCGCAGACCUGUGGUGUGUGAUACUUAAAAGAACAUAUACAAGUUGUUUAUAUCGACGUGGCGUUUUCAGAAAAAGUUUGUCGUAUUUAUCAAUGCAAUGUAUUUUAUUUAAGUUAUGAAAUUGUAUACCAAGACCAAAAGGAAUAUACGAAACGUCUGUGCUUUCAGAGAACACAAUGGUACUUGUUCCUUGCUUACAUUUUCCUGUAAUGGAUGUGCAUCGAUUAGAUCCCAUUUUAUAUUUAUUAUUUUGAGUUGCAAACCCUUUAUGACUAAAGCACUGAAAACUUGUAUGUAACUCGCUGAAUACAAAGACAUGAAUUACUAAAUCUUUGAUAAAAUACCUAUUCAAAGGCUUUCUAACCUCCCAGCCAACAGACUGCUAUACCUCAUAAUAAAUGUUGUUGUCCAGUUAUAUAUGUGACAGUCCCAAAUGAUGUGUAUUUUCUUUGUAUUUACGAAUUUAUUAACAAAUUGAAAUAUUUUGGAAAUUACAUUUUAUACAAUUGGUUUUUGUGGAUGUUUUGAAUAAUUUGUUGAAGCAUGAAUCAGGAGAAGAGCUAAUAAUAUACAUUGAAAACCAUCUUUUCCAGACAUAAUUGUGUGUUAAAUAGCACCUGUUCAUUAUUUAUCUGAAAUAAUUUAACAUAGAAUGGACUUCAGUAUUGAAUAAAACAUUGCUGUAUGUAAUCAAUUUAUGUAAACAGACUCUGAAGUUAUAGAGAGUACAUUAUUGACUAUUGAAGUUUUAUCCAUGUGUCUCAUUUGGAAGACACUGUACAUCUGUAAAAAUUUACAAGGCUCAUUGAUUUUUUGGUCAGCAGUUUGAUAUCAGUACUGUCUUGUAGUGACUUUUCUGUUGGUUUCAUUCAUUAGUUUUACGUAACUUCUUACAUUCCACUAAGUCACUGUGCAAUGAAGCAUAAAGCAAAGGGAAGUACCUUGAUGUAACUUGACCUUGUUCUGUUUUGUUUUUCUACAGUUUGAUACUGUGUUGUGCAACCAUUUGCUUCCCGACUGUUACAUACUGUAUAUGCUAGCAGAGCAAUGUAAAUUGACACAUUUUUAUAGGAACAUAUAUUUUAUUUUUGUUUAAUACAUAACAAUAAAAUGGAGAAUACUAUACAGUAACACUGUCCAUUGUCUCAGCACAGAUAUAUUGCAGUUACAAUGUGAUAUGUAUGUGUGUGAGGAUUAAUAAAAUGAAUCUUUUAUUAACGCA